Pseudophryne corroboree (corroboree frog) is the source of this 4314-nucleotide messenger RNA. RefSeq names its product adaptor related protein complex 4 subunit beta 1 (gene AP4B1). The coding region runs from base 179 to 2377 and encodes 732 amino acids. Gene Ontology annotation, biological process: vesicle-mediated transport; intracellular protein transport. Gene Ontology annotation, cellular component: clathrin adaptor complex; membrane coat. The record is from RefSeq and is a predicted model, not a curated record. Gene Ontology annotation, molecular function: clathrin binding. NCBI's taxonomy places the organism in Eukaryota, Metazoa, Chordata, Amphibia, Anura, Myobatrachidae. The transcript has 11 exons.
CGCAUGCGCCCGGAGAUCAGUGUGUGCCGCGCUCUGCUGCUUUGGCCUUACCAAUACAUCCCGGAAGCACAGUGCCUACGACCGUGUGUCAGCGCCGCCGCCCCCGUCUUCCGAAAUUACAAACAGUCUGCUGAAGUAUAAGGCUUAUUCCGGGCUGUGAGUCUCCAUAGUCUUCACAAUGCCAUACCUGGGGUCAGAAGAUGCUGUGAAAGAGCUUAAAAGAGCGCUGUCUAAUCCUCAUAUCCAGGCAGACAGGUUGAGGUACAGGAAUGUCAUCCACAAGGUGAUCAGGCACAUGACUCAAGGAGUGGAUGUAUCUAGUGUCUUCAUGGAAAUGGUUAAGGCCAGUGCUACGGUAGAUAUUGUGCAAAAGAAGCUGGUUUACUUAUACAUGUGUACGUAUUCUCCUCAAAAACCUGACUUGGCUUUAUUAACUAUCAACACUCUGUGUAAAGACUGCUCAGACCCCAACCCGAUGGUGAGAGGCCUGGCACUGCGGAGUAUGUGUAACCUCAGAAUGCCGGGCAUCCAGGAAUACAUACAACAGCCCAUACAAAAUGGAUUACGAGACAAAGCUUCCUACGUGAGGAGAGUUGCAGUGUUGGGAUGUGCCAAAAUGCACAGGCAACACAGGGAUGUAGAAGUUGAUGGAGCCAUUGUUAAUGAGUUGUACAGUCUGCUGCGAGACCCUGACCCUAUUGUCUUAGUAAACUGUUUACGGGCUUUAGAAGAAAUAUUGAAAGGAGAAGGUGGAGUUGUGAUCAACAAGCCUAUCGCUCACCAUCUGCUCAACAGGUUGGCUGAAUUGGAUCAGUGGGGACAAAGUGAAGUCCUAACAUUUCUUCUGCAGUAUAAACCACAAAGUGAAGAGGAGAUUUUUGACAUCCUGAAUAUACUGGAUAACUAUCUGAAGAGCACUCACAUCAGCGUGGUCAUGGGGGCCACCAAACUCUUCUUGGUUGUAGCAAAAGAUUUUCCUCAUGUCCAGACAGAUGUCCUUGUUCGACUGAAAAGUCCACUGCUUGCAGCUUGUACUUCCGAAAGUAGAGAGAUGUGCUUUGCGGCUUUGUGUCAUGUCCGAGAGAUCCUCAGCAGCUUGCAAGGGCAUUUUAGCAACUGUUACAAAAAGUUUUUCUGUUCGUAUAAUGAUCCUCACUACAUUAAGAACCAGAAGAUUGACAUCCUGUGUGAACUAGUCAAUGAUGAAAACGUCCAUAAUAUACUAGAGGAACUCCGGGUGUGCUGCACAGAUGUGUCAACACAACCUGCCCACACUGCAAUUUUUGCAAUUGGUCGCAUUGCGAGAACAUACAGUGACCAGUGUGUGAAAAUAUUAUCUGGAUUGCUUGAGUUUAAACAAGAGCAUAUUACAUCAGCUGUCAUACAGACUUUCCGGCACCUUGUUUGGCUAUGUCCUCAGUGUACAACGUUAGUGUGCCAGAGCCUUCCUGGUUGUGAAGAGAAAGUUCAGGACAACGAGGGAAAGCAGGCGUUAAUAUGGAUUCUUGGGAUGCAUGGAGAGCUCAUUCCUAAUGCACCUUACGUCUUGGAAGACUAUGUCGAUAAUGUUAAGACAGAGACCUCCAUAACAGUAAAGUUGGAGCUACUUACUGCUCUUGUACGGUUGUUCCUCUUACGGCCAGCAGAGUGUCAGGACUUGCUGGGGCGUCUUCUUUAUUAUUGUAUUGAAGAAGAACUGAACAUGGCUGUACGAGAUCGGGGUCUCUUAUACUAUCGACUCUUAUCGGCUGGAAUAAAGGAGGUGCAGAAAGUGCUUAAUAGUCCAAAAUCAGACACAUCAUUGGGAGUCUUGGUAGAUCAAACAAAGCAGCCACUUAAUAGCUGGGUUAUGGAUUUUAAUACUUUGGCUCCUUUAUAUGAAAACAAGCAUUGCAAAUCUAUUACUGCCCGCUCAGUGAAAUGUGCACUUCCCUUUGUUACAAAACAGCUUGUAGCAGAUCUAACUUCAUCUGUGGCCUUGGAAGUAUCACAAGAGUCCCCUGUGCCUAUAACACUGAGUAGUGAUGUUGCAAUCACCCCAGAGCUGUUUGAGAAAACAUGGAUUUGUUCCGCUACAGAAGAUUGCUUUGAUAUUGAAUGGAAGAAAGAGGUAGAGCCGGAUCUCCUACAAAGUUCCCUUCAUGUGUUGAACAUUUACACCAUUGCCAAGAGCAAAGCUGGCACACAACCCUGGAAAUCCUACCUUUAUGCACAAGACACUGAAGAAAAUAUUUUUCUUGUAGAGUUAAUGCUAUGUACAGACUCGCUUUCCCUAAAGACUACAGUGAAACAGGGCACAGACAAUAAAGAUGGACUUGACAACUUUGUAUCACUUUUGAAAAACACAGUAUCAACACUUUUGGAACUGACCAGGUGAAUAGCACAGGCUACCAGAGUCUCCAGUUACAUUCUUACUGUCAGAAGACACAGGUAUCAGAAUGACAUGCCUAAUGUAUUAUACAGGGCGUUUCACUCGCCGUUGGCCCAAACGUUUUUUUCUUAUAACUUUUAAAGUACUUGAUGUAAUUUGAAAAAAUUUGACCCGAACAUACCUUGGUCUAUGAGAAACAUGAGGAAGUCAUAGCAAGUGUUGUAAGUGUUCGCGAUUAGCAUCCACUCAAGCUUGAAUGCAGCACUUCAUGUUAUGGAAAGUUUUAACCAACAUACUGUAGAUAAGCUAAAGCAAUGAGUGUUGUGUUUAUUCGAUGAUAAGACAGUUUGAGUGCUGCUAUCUAUGUGUGUAUAUAUAUAUGUAUAUAUAUAUAUAUAUAUAUAUAUAGCAAGAUAGAAGAAGUGGCACUCAGAGACUCCAUAAAGUGCAAAAAAAGCAGUCACGCCUUUAUUAUCAACGUUUCGGGGUCUUCCACUUCGUCAGGAUAACAAACAGAUCAAAUGUGAAACAAUUUAUACAUUACCGUCACCAAUCCCCUUGCUGGCUUCUCCCGCCCGCAUGUCCCGCCGUCGGCCGCCGCACCCGUGCCCCCGCAAUAGCCGGAAGCGGAAGGGAUGUGGCCCGCUCUAGACAGCGUCCAGGAGUUGCCAUGGAGACAUGACAACACUCAGUACACCAUGCGUCAACUGUAGCCAUGGUAACCUGUGCGCUCGUCCGUGUUUAAACUAGUCAGCAGUGAUGGUAAACAUCCAAGUUGCUGAUACCCGGGCACAUAUAAGACGCAAACUGAGCGGUGUCAUAUCCCUAACAUUUAGCUCUCUGUAUCCCACCAUACAUUUCAUAUAACAUACAGAUAAAACACAACAUAAAUAGUAGAAAUAGAUUUACCCAAAUAACAACUUCUAUAUUAAUCCUAAGUGCAUAUAAAACCCGUAUGCUGAAUAGAAAAGACAUUUCAGUUACUGCCAAUUAAAAUUUAAAUUUAAUAGACUGUGCAUCUAUCUCCAAUGUACUAGUGGGCUCCAUUAGCAUCAAACGGCCCGCAUUUAUUAGAUCAUGCCUAUGAAAAAAUUACCAUAUUUAAAUUGUAGCCCUACUACUGGGCUGUCCACGCUCUUAUAGAAAAUGCAGACACACUAUCCUGACUCCUCCACGCAUAAACUCCUUUGGGUAAAAGGAACACUCCAUGCAGUGAAAACCACCAUCCUUGUAACCUUUGAGACCAGCCACCAGAUAUAAUUCAUAAGAAGCAAUUAAGACCCAUGGACUCAUUCAUCCCCUUGGGGACCAUGGUGUCUAGCUGAAAAAUCCAAUUAGCCUCCAGCUGCAACAACUUCCUAUGUCUAUUCCCUCUUCUUCUUUUAUAUAUAUUUAUAUAUAUUCUGUAUAUAAAACAAAAACUGCUCCAGGAUCAUUUUAUGUUAUAAAAUCACACACCCUAUAAAAAAACUUGGGUGCAAGAUCCUGGAAAAAUUGGUGGAAACUAAUCCUGCUGCCACUGUUUUACACAGGACCAGGUUAAGCCUUGUGGGGGCACCCCCGUCACAGUGUUCCUUUUGAGUUCUAUGCCAGAGUGAGUUACUUUCCAUAAUGGAGCAGUGUUACAGUACACCCAUCUAGAAUCAGUCUUCUCAAGGCACUGAAAGUACAAUGGAGACAAGUAUCCAGAGAACAAUGGGUCUGCCAAGGCCUUAGCCUCCAUUUAUGCCACUUGUGUCCAGAAGAUUGUCUUGAGUUCUCUUUAAGAACCCAUAUUUAAUUCCAAAUAUUCUAGAGAAUUGUCAUGACCACAUGGACUUCCAUAGCUGAUCAUUUGCAGUAUUCCAAAAUUGUAUGAAUAUGUAUAACAUAUUUAUGAUAAUGUACCUCCUAUUGUAAAUUAUAAGAAUAUUAUGAAUAAUAAAGUAUUUUCAUGACCGUGA